Maniola jurtina (meadow brown) is the source of this 1471-nucleotide messenger RNA. RefSeq names its product protein ALP1-like. The coding region runs from base 175 to 1335 and encodes 386 amino acids. The transcript has 2 exons. NCBI's taxonomy places the organism in Eukaryota, Metazoa, Arthropoda, Insecta, Lepidoptera, Nymphalidae. The record is from RefSeq and is a predicted model, not a curated record.
GGCUGUGUCCCCAGUAUGCAAACUGUUAGCGGCCGACUGAGUGAGCCGCAAAUUUGUGGCGAACUGAAAUUCGAGUGAGCUGCAAACUUUUAUGAGUUAGCCGCUUAUUUAGGUCGACCGACUGAAUUUUCACUUUACUAUUGUUAUACGAAGGGAGUGGUUGUGUUGGUGACGAUGGAUAUUUUUGAAGUAAUUGGUAUCUUAGAGGCACUGAAAGAGGAUAAAGAGAAGCACUGGGUUCACCCUUUAAACAAGAAAAGAUUGAGCAUUGGACAAUUUCAUGUUCUUUACCCAGAACUAAGGAAAUAUCCAGAAAAAUUUUACCAGUAUUUCAAUAUGACUUCUCAUACAUUUGACGAAUUGCUGAACUCUAUAACCCAGUACAUUGCUAAAAAUAAUAUCACAAGAGAUACAAUAAGUCCCGAAGAACGGCUUACUAUAACUUUGAGAUUCCUGUCAACUGGAUUAAGUUACAGAAAAAUUGCCCAAGAGUUUCUUGUUGGAAAAUCGACAGUAUCGAAAAUAAUAAAUGAAACUGCAUGCAUUAUAUGGGAUCUUUUACAGCCACAGGAAAUGCCGGAACCUUCUGAAGAACUGUGGCUAGAAAUAGCAAAACGAUAUUAUAAAAAAACAAACUAUCCUAAUUGUAUAGGAUCUAUCGAUGGCAAGCAUAUCCGUAUUCGAAAACCACCAAAAAGUGGAUCUAACUAUUUUAAUUAUAAGAAGUUCUUCUCAAUUGUUCUGUUAGCCGUAGCAGAUGCAAACUGUUCUUUUAUAGCUAUUGAUGUUGGUGCUUGUGGACGAAAUGCUGACAGUAAUAUAUUUAAAGAAAGUGCUUUCGGCAAAAAAUUGGCUCGUGGGUCUCUGAAUAUUCCUAACUCUAUUAAAUUGCCUAAUUCAAAUGGAUUGCCCCAGCCUUUCGUGUUUCUUGGAGAUGAGGCAUUUGGAUUGCAAAAGCAUAUCUUGAGGCCUUUUCCUAAUAAAAGUUUAAAUAAGGAAGAGCGAAUUUAUAAUUAUCGCCAUAGUCGGGCUAGGAGAUGCGUGGAAUGUGCAUUCGGCAUUCUAACAAACAAAUGGAGAGUUCUGCAUACACCGAUUGCUACUAAUGUGAAUACAACCAUCGCUAUCGUAAAAGCUGUUUGUAUUUUACAUAAUUUUGUCAUAGCAAGGGAACAAGUACAAUAUACACAUCUUUCGCGACGUACCUCAACAACUCUUACAAGCACAAGAAGCCAAAUGAUUACUGUAUCAAAUUCUGGAAAGACAACAAGAGAUAACUUUAAAAACUAUUUUCUUUACGAAGGAAAACUACCCUGGCAAGAGAAGUAUUUUUAAGGUGUAGCUACAGGACGAAAUGGUGUAACGGAGUUUGUAAAGCCGUAAAUACUACGUAGUGAUUAUGAUACUUUAUUUUAUGUAGUGAGUGAUGCAAGUAUAUUGUUGAAUAAAUAAUAAUUUUAUUAGAAUGGAA